AUGCCAUUUGAAGAGAAGGAAAAUAUGAGUGGACGCUUGGAGAGACCAUUGGCGCCUGUUUUUGUCCAUUCUACGCAUCAUUCGAUUGAACUAGAAUGGGAACAUGUGCGAGCUCAAGACAAAUCUCGACCGGAGCAUCGACGAAUGUUCGAUGAAUCAGGGGCAGCACAUUCCGGUUCCUUAAUUUAUUUACAUAAACGUGAUAAGAAAUCGGGUGCAGUGUGGGAAAGCGUUUAUAGUGGAUCUGCCAUGUCGUGCAAAGUCGAAAACCUCAAGGCGAACACGCAGUAUGAAUUUCGCAUUCAAUGCAAAUCGAAUGUCAAUGGAGGCGAACGUUCGGAAUGGUCACCGAUAUUACAAGCAGGAACAGCAGCAGAACCAAUGACUGGAGAAACAGUCUACAAAGCAAUUGCUAUGCCAGGAAAAGAUCAUUUAGAAAAAUUACUGGCGACGUUAGGUCCAGAACAUCCACUGUUAGAACAUCCGGAUAAGGAUGGGAAUUUACCGCUGAUGCACGCGUGUGCUAAACUUGAUCUAGCGAAAGUUGAAUUGUUGAUCAAUGCUGGUGCUCAAGUGAACAGCAUCAUUAAUCCGCGUAAAACAGCGCUAAUGGUCGCUGCCAGUACUGGUUUUAGCAAAGCUUGCAUCAUGCUUCUUGAACAUGGUGCGGAUGUGUAUCAUAGAGAUCAGAAUGAUGUGUCGAUACUGCAUCAUGCGAUCAACAGCAAAAAUUUCGAGACCGUUUCUGUCAUUGUUCGACAAUUGAAUGAAAAUAAAGAAUUAGAAAUGAAUAGAGAAGUUGGCAUUCAUCGAUGGACGCCAUUGUAUCGAGCAGUUAUACAUGAUUGCAACAAAGAAAUUAUCGAACUUCUUCUCAAUCAUGGAGCCAAUGCACAAUGUGAAGAUGCAUCGACACAUACGACUGCAUUGCAAAUGGCAAUUAUUCGGGGCAAUUUGAAUACAACACAGUUAUUGGUUACUCACGGUGCGGAUACAAGAAUAUUAACUAAGGGCGGUGGUAAAUCACUUCAACAAUUAGUUAUAUCUACUCAUAAAACGGUAGGAGCGCUAUUGCAAUGGACACACGACUGA
This is a messenger RNA of Adineta ricciae, 1092 nucleotides long. Lineage: Eukaryota; Metazoa; Rotifera; Eurotatoria; Adinetida; Adinetidae. The record is from the annotation of a GenBank genome assembly.